CUGAGAGGUGAGGCAAAUUGAUUUGUUAAGGAGAUGAGGAACAGGGAUUCUAAUAAAGAAGAGCUCUCCUUCAAAGCGCACCACAUUGCAAGCUUCAUUGAAGGGGAAGAAAAACUUACAGCCUCUAGUGUUGUUCACCAUAUAAGCUUAUUACACAGAGGAGGUCGUAUUGACGAGACACCAUGUAAAGUCAGACUAGAUAAGAAAGGAAUUUUAAUUGAAUUAAAUUCUUCGGAGGAGGUCGUGGAAUUUUUUGAAUGGUCUUCCAUAAGCGACCAAGCAGCAAUUUUCAAACGUUCGGAUGACUUCCAGUAUGGAUAUCUUAUACUUUUUCGGUGCUCACAGUAUAAUGCCGAUCUCGAGCUUAAAGAUUCUGAAGUUCACGUCUUUAGUUGCGAAACGAAAGAUGAUGCUAAACUACUGGUUGACUCGAUAUAUAAUCAGAAGAACUCAGCCCUCGGACUCAACUCAAAUGGAGACGCUUCAAGAAGUCCUGAAGUAAAUUUGCGUCGUGGCAGGUCAGAAGAAAAAAUAGACUCUACAGGAUAUGAUGGUGGAAGAAACUUUUAUAUGCUUAACCAAUGUAUAGACGAUAUAGAAUGCUUUGAAAAUCGUCUAGAGAAAGCGAUCAAACGAAAGUCGUCUUACAACAGAAAUAGUUCAGAGCUGAUCAAUGUCACGUUCAUUACUGUCCACUGAUGAGGACUGCCAAACCACAGUAAAACAAACGAAAAUUGUUGCUUGGUCUUUCAGUCGCCUACAUGCUGAUAUCACUCUAACAUUAAGUCAAAUCGUUUUUCCAAAAACCUAUAUCUUAACGAAAAUUGUUUUGUUUUACUUUUCACUGUUGUUACAGUUACAUAAUAGUCAGUAAAAUAGUAGUCUGUACAAUUUUGACCCUUGUUGUUUAUUAUUCG
Molecule: messenger RNA, 917 nt
Organism: Schistosoma haematobium
Lineage: Eukaryota; Metazoa; Platyhelminthes; Trematoda; Strigeidida; Schistosomatidae
Product: epidermal growth factor receptor pathway substrate 8
Exons: 6
Coding region: 34-699 (221 amino acids)
Source: RefSeq, a predicted model, not a curated record